Molecule: messenger RNA, 2036 nt
Organism: Aedes albopictus (Asian tiger mosquito)
Lineage: Eukaryota; Metazoa; Arthropoda; Insecta; Diptera; Culicidae
Gene: Atg3
Product: ubiquitin-like-conjugating enzyme ATG3
Exons: 6
Coding region: 457-1449 (330 amino acids)
Biological process (GO): autophagy of mitochondrion; autophagosome assembly; nucleophagy
Cellular component (GO): cytosol; phagophore assembly site
Molecular function (GO): Atg8-family ligase activity
Source: RefSeq, a predicted model, not a curated record
AUUCCGUCCGAUGAGGGAGCUUAUCGUUGGUGGUGCCCACUGUGUGUUGUUUUGCCGUCAUUCGUUACCCUGCAUACUAGUCAAGACAGUUUCAGACGAAGAAGAACGUAAACCUAUUUUGGCUAUCCCCGUAUAGUCCAGUUGGUUGGUCCGAGAUUUCGCGUUCUAGCUCGUCUUUGGAUCGUAGGUGCAUAAGUGAAUCACAAAAGAGUACUGUAGUGAUUGAUUGAAUUAGGUACGUGCACCACUGCGUUAUUGCCUGAAUACCUACGCAACGCUCUGUUUGCGUUCUGAGUUGCUAAUAGGACGCAAUCAGUGAAGUACUAGAUUGAAAGUAGUGAGCUGGAUUUUUGUAUGUACUUCACUGAUUGCUUCCUAUUGUGGAACGGAGUCUGUUUGAUCAGGCUUUGUUGUUUGUGGAUCUCUCGAUAAGUAGACGUAUACGCAGGCACAACCAUGCAGAACGUGAUCAACUCGGUUAAGGGAACAGCCCUGGGUGUGGCCGAAUAUUUGACACCGGUUCUAAAGGAAUCCAAAUUCCGGGAGACCGGAGUGUUGACACCGGAAGAAUUCGUAGCUGCAGGAGAUCACUUGACCCAUCACUGCCCAACCUGGUCGUGGGCAGUUGGAGACGAAACCAGAAUAAAGCCCUAUCUGCCCAAAGACAAACAAUUUCUUAUAACUCGUAAUGUGCCAUGCUACCGACGUUGCAAGCAGAUGGAAUACGUCGGGGAGGAAACUCUGGUGGAGGAGAGUGACCAGGACGGCGGAUGGGUGGAAACACAUCACUUCAAUCCGGACGGAGCCGGUGGAUCCGGUCUGGAGGAUAAGGUUUGCGAGAUGACGCUGGAGGGAGCCAAAGUGGACGAUGAUGUGGCCGCCGAUAUGGAUGAUCCCAGGAAUCUGGAAGACGGGGACGGGAAUGGAGGCGAUGAUGAUGACGACGAGGGGGCAGCUAUCGAUAUGGACGAGUUCGAGGAGAGCGGUAUGCUGGAUCAGGUGGAUCCGUCGCUAGCCACGGUGGCGCCGGUAGAGCCCGCCCCCAAAAAGCCAUCGGAAACGGACGGGGACUCGGUGGUCCAUACGCGGACCUACGAUCUGCACAUCACGUACGACAAGUACUACCAGACGCCGCGGCUGUGGGUGGUCGGAUACGACGAAAAUCGCAAACCGCUGACGGUGGAGCAGAUGUACGAGGACGUCAGCCAGGACCAUGCCAAAAAGACCGUCACGAUGGAGACUCAUCCGCAUUUGCCCGGGCCGAAUAUGGCGUCGGUUCACCCCUGCAAGCACGCCGACAUCAUGAAGAAGAUCAUCCAAACCGUGGAGGAAGGUGGCGGCGAACUGGGCGUACACAUGUAUCUGAUCAUCUUCCUGAAGUUCGUCCAAACGGUGAUACCGACGAUCGAAUACGAUUUCACGCAAAAUUUCAACAUAACCAAUAAGUAAAAUGUCACUCCCCGUCACCAUCAGCGAUGCAUCCACCACACGAGAGAGUCACACACAAGAUGAUAUUAUAUUAGUAAAAGACAGAAAGGAAUGAUAAAAACAAUAUAAACUACUGCGCUUUAUGUGAUUGUCGUCCACUCGAACACAUUCACCCACGCCACUACCCGCACAUCGCUGUACUAGAUGAAACGACGUUUUCGGCUUUGGCUCAUACAUAGCAAUAUUAUGGACAAAACAGCAGCCGUAUCGCGCGCUCGCAUUUGCUUCCAGUAGACGACAAGCUUGAAAUUGUUAAACCAAUUACACACGAUACUUAAACACCACAAAAUGGAUCGAUCUGAAUAUACCCACCAACUGGAGAACUACGAAUGACCACGAAUUGAAUGGGAAGCAGACGUUGACGACGAAGAAACGAAACGGAAGCGGAAACGGAACAAUGAACAGCUGCGAGAGUUGGUUCCACCAACACCACAAUAGGGACGAAUGCGGUGAAAAUUUAAGAAAACAAAUUGUUGGUGUAUAAAAAAUCUUUCUGAGCAGAAUAAAAUUGUAUUUUAAUAUUGCAGCUUUAGAGUUGUUUAACUCAA